AUGAAAUUAACAAAUGUUGUGUGGUUUCGAGUCAUAGUGCUCGAAGUGAUCUCAAAAGAAUUAGUUUUCUCGAAACAGCGUUGCAGAAAUACUGUAAGAUGUAACACUUAUUGGAGUUCAGUGGGCUAUGAAAAGUCAGUAAAGAAUUCUGGAAUAAAGGAGGAUGAUAUGUAUAAAUAUUUUUCGGUCUGCUUACAAAUGCUCCAAAAUUAUCCAAAAUGGAAUGAAGAAAAAGGAAAAAUUAACAAGGAAUUAAAUAUAUCUAAUGUGGAACCAAAGUAUUAUCCAGUAAAGAGAACACUUUCAUUACUGGCCUUUUUACAACUCAUUCAUUUAUUCCAAAAUACUAUUUUGCUUCAUCGAAACUUUUAUGAUUUUCAUGACAAUGAAGGUCGAUUAUGGUUACUUCUUAAAACUUUGAUUGUUGAUAGCUGUUUGCGGUUUGAUUCUGUAACACACAUCAAUAUCAAACAGUUUUCAGCAUUGUGGUUAUAUCAAUUUUCUUAUAACCUCAUAACCCCAGACCUUGUGUUCCUCAAGCAUAACUGUCAGGCUAAAUAUCUUUGCAUCUUCGGGAAUGAUUCCGAAAAAUGA
Thelazia callipaeda (thelaziosis nematode) is the source of this 594-nucleotide messenger RNA. The record is from the annotation of a GenBank genome assembly. Lineage: Eukaryota; Metazoa; Nematoda; Chromadorea; Rhabditida; Thelaziidae.